AUGUUGCAGUUCGGAGGUGGAAAGAACACUCUUCUUCGGAAGAUGAUGAUGCCCGUACUAGGUUGUUUUUUCAACUCCUCUAUCACGAUCCUUCACCUGGCCAGUACCGGCGUUUCAGCGGCUUCUGCGUUUCCUCCCGGGAUGAAAAGAGAAGAAAACAAAGCCACAGCCGAAAGAGAUGACAUCAAACCAGUCCGCAUUCUGGUUCUCGAGCCGGGCAUGGGUUUGGGGCUGGAUCCAGAAACGAACGAACCGAGACUCACCCGAAACCAAGUGACCGGCAAACGGUUUCGGGCGAAUCAUGUGAUGAAAAAACACACAAAAGUGCUGCACACGGAGCCUGUUCGAAACGCGGCUGGCGAGGUAGUAGGACGGCGAGAUGUAAAAGCGAAUUUUGUGACGUGGCACGCGGGACGAAACCGUGAGGAAGCAGAAGAAACAGCGGCCUUUAUUCCAAAAGGGCUGCAACCAAACGGGAGUCGUCGAUUUGUGAUCCAAGACGAGGCUAGCUUUCCUUUCUCAAAAGAUUUCACGGUUAAGCUGUCCAAGGACACCCACAGUGGCUUGGUGUGGGAGGCCAUAGCGGAAACAAUGGUGAAAAAGAAAAAGCCGGCUCGGAGAGGCGGCACUGCCGAGGCGGG
This is a messenger RNA of Amoebophrya sp. A120, 641 nucleotides long. Lineage: Eukaryota; Dinophyceae; Syndiniales; Amoebophryaceae. The record is from the annotation of a GenBank genome assembly.